AUGGUGACGUCACCACCGAGUCGGCCGAGUCUGCUGCCAACGCGGAACGGAACGGAGCGGAGAUGAAGAUCUUCUGCCCGAUCUGCAAGUGGCUCGUGGUCAGCCUGCCUGCCCUGGACGACCACAUGAAGCGGCACAGGGGGUGGACGGAGCCCGCUCUGUUCCGGUGCCCCCACUGCCCGUUCAACACAGACAAGCUGAACGUGUUCAUCGACCACCAGGCGACACACGACGCGUGCGAGUCGCACAAGUGCGCCGAGUGCGGCAAGGUGUUCAUCGACGCCGAGAUAUUCCGCCAGCACCGAGCGGCGCACGCCGAGGAGAAGCCCUACAAGUGCACUGAUUGCGAACUGGCGUUCAACCGCUCGGGGGAUCUUCACGAGCACCAAAAGACGCACGCCCGCGGCAAGCCCUACCACUGCACCGUCUGCGGCACGGAGUUCACCCUGUCGGAGCACCUCCGAAACCACCAGAGGACCCACACGGGCGAGAAGCCCUACGGGUGCGCCCAGUGCGGCAAGAUAUUCGCCCAGUCGGACACCCUUGUCGCCCACCGGCGGGUCCACGAGGCUGGCAGGGCACGCCGGUGCGCCACGUGCGGCAAGGAGUUCGCGGACCCCAGGGCCCUUCACAUUCACCAGAACGUCCAUGGCCCGCCGUCACGGCCCCCGUCCGACGGCAAACCGGAGGAUGCCUCGGCUCGGACGUUCGACGCUCCCGUUCCCCGCGGAAACGGAGGUGGCGAACAGAGAAAACGGCAGACGUCCAGAGGCGGCGGUGGCGACCGCUCCUUCUCCGCCGGAGCGAGCCAGGCAAAGAGAAACGCCCCCACCACCGCCCCCACCACCACCUCCUCAUCCUGCUUGCCGCCGCGCGAGGCGGCUUUGAAAAGAAGCCGGCGGCAGUAAAGGCGAAGGCGACGUUGUCGGCGGCGUCGUCAUAGAGGACGCUCUGCCAUCACCCACCCACACACCCCCCCAACCCCCCUCGUGUGGGCUUCGUGGCUGUGAAUCCAGAGUUGGAAUGAAACUCUGGCCGUGAGACGUGGAGCCCCGUCUGGGACAGAGAGCGGUGUUUUGGUGGAACCAUGGGGGAGAGGUUUUAAUUUUAGUGCCGUUUGUCGAUGUAGUAACUUCCCAACCCCGGGCCCCCCACCCACCC
Petromyzon marinus (sea lamprey) is the source of this 1161-nucleotide messenger RNA. RefSeq lists its product as uncharacterized. Gene Ontology annotation, biological process: regulation of transcription by RNA polymerase II. The record is from RefSeq and is a predicted model, not a curated record. Gene Ontology annotation, molecular function: RNA polymerase II cis-regulatory region sequence-specific DNA binding; DNA-binding transcription factor activity. Lineage: Eukaryota; Metazoa; Chordata; Hyperoartia; Petromyzontiformes; Petromyzontidae.